AUGGAGACUCUGGAAGAAAGUGAACUCUGCUUUCCACAACUCAUCAACUCCUCCUGCAGGAAGCCAAAGCGUUCACUCAAUGAGACUGUGCUUCUUUACAGUCUUCUGUCCUUCAUCUCUCUGCUCACUGUGACUCUCAACCUGCUGGUCAUCAUCUCCAUCUCACACUUGAAGCAGCUCCACACCACAACCAACUUCCUCCUCCUCUCUCUGGCUGUCUCAGAUUUCUUCGCGGGCCUUUUCAUGUUCUUUGAGAUUUUCCUCACAGUCAGCUGCUGGUUCUUCGGUGACAUCAUGUGUGUCCUGCAUCUGUAUCUAUCAUAUAUUAUUACUGCUGCCUCAGUAGGAAACGUGGUGCUCAUAUCAGUUGAUCGUUAUGUAGCCAUUUGUGAUCCUCUGCAUUACUCCAUCAAGGUCACUGUGACAAGAGUUAAAAUCUGUAUUUGCCUUUGUUGGAUUAGUUCUGUUCUACACAAUAGUCUGAUAAUGAUGGAUAACUUAAAACAACCAGGCAGGUAUAAUUCCUGCUCAGGAGAGUGUGUGGUUGUCAUUAACAACAUUGCAGGAGUUGCUGACCUCAUUUUAACUUUUAUUGGUCCUGUCACUGUCAUCAUAGUUUUGUAUAUGAGAGUAUUUGUGGUGGCUGUGUCUCAGGCUCGUGCCAUGCAGUCUCAUAUUGCAGCAGUCACACUACAGCGUUCAGUGAAAGUAAAUGCAAAGAAAUCUGAGAUGAAAGCAGCCAAGACUCUUGGUGUGGUUGUAGUUGUGUUUCUGACAUGCCUUUGCCCAUAUUUCUCUUCUUCUCUUGCAGACCAGGACAGCUUGUUUGGCGUGACCUCUGUGCCCAUACAAAUAUGGCUGUUCUAUUUAAAUUCUAGUCUCAACCCGAUGAUCUAUGCUUUUUGCUACCCUUGGUUUUUAAAAUCUAUUAAGCUCAUUGUAACAUUUAGAAUAUGUCAGCCUGACUCAUGUGAUGCCAACAUAUUAUAG
Epinephelus moara (kelp grouper) is the source of this 990-nucleotide messenger RNA. Its product is annotated as trace amine-associated receptor 13c-like. Gene Ontology annotation, molecular function: trace-amine receptor activity. Bases 1 to 990 code for a protein of 329 amino acids. Gene Ontology annotation, biological process: G protein-coupled receptor signaling pathway. Gene Ontology annotation, cellular component: membrane. The record is from RefSeq and is a predicted model, not a curated record. The transcript is spliced from 2 exons. Lineage: Eukaryota; Metazoa; Chordata; Actinopteri; Perciformes; Serranidae.